This is a messenger RNA of Thermothelomyces thermophilus ATCC 42464, 1786 nucleotides long. RefSeq lists its product as uncharacterized. The transcript has a single exon. The record is from RefSeq and is a predicted model, not a curated record. The coding region runs from base 273 to 824 and encodes 183 amino acids. Gene Ontology annotation, biological process: endosome organization. Gene Ontology annotation, cellular component: BLOC-1 complex. Lineage: Eukaryota; Fungi; Ascomycota; Sordariomycetes; Sordariales; Chaetomiaceae.
GCGCAAGGUUGACCACAGUGUGGGUGCGGACAUUGGCGGCGCCGCGUAGGCAUCAGGAGCACACUGUACUGUCAUAGCAGCCUGUGACCCCGCAGGCCGGGUUCAGGGACUCUCGAGGAACCCGGACGCCAGCCUGCAGUCCUCUCGCGUAGCUCGGUGACCCGGCAGGUAUAUCCAAUCUAGAGCGGCAACCUCGCCUAGCUGCACGGACAAUAUCAUCUCCUAGCCACCUAUCCGGGACCGGAGCUUCAGCUCUUGGUGUCACAGCCGCCAUGUCGUCGCAACAACCGGCUCCGGAUGCGAAUGCCGUGCCAGAAACGCAACUGGGCUUGACAGAAGAUCAGAUUGAACUCUUGCGACAUGGGCAGCAAGCUGUGGCCGCGGCAGGUGGCGGGUCGACCUCGUCACGCGCGGCAAGCCGCGCUUCGUCGCAAGGGCUGCUACUGAUGGAUACCUCGUCAUUAACCGCCCUGGGCCACCACUUCGACCGUGUCAUGCAGUCGAUACAGCAGCGGCUCGAGUACCUGAUGGAGCAGUCUCAAAUCGUGACACUGAGCGUCUACGACCACGCUGGAAACCUUAUCGACAAUGCUGACGCCGAGAUUGCGCGGUACCACGACAUCAUGGCCCAGAUUGACGAGCUCGAACUGGACUUUGACCGCAUUGCUCAGAUUCGCGAGAUUGUCCGGGGGUUUCGCCAGAGGGCCGAGGAGUUGGAACGCGAGCUGGAGCGGUCCGGCAGCGGUAGCAGCUCGAGGCGGCCGGGGGGGUCGUCCCGCCGCAGCCAUGGCCAUUCCAGCAGUACCGGGAAACGUCGGUCCUGAUAGGGCGUGCCAAUGGCGAGAUAAAUCACGCCGCCUAGGACUGGGGAAGACGCAGAGCUAUGGCACCUGGGAAGGCGGGAAGAGCAGCAUUGGCUCGGCAGCUGUGAGCUCCUGGAUAUCAUGCAUCGUUGGAUGCUCCGCAACUGGAAGAGAAAGAGAAACGCCCAUGUUCACGCUGGUAUACUAUCCUAAUCACACCAUUCACACAGGGCAAUAGGGAAGAAGAGGGGGGUGAAAAUGCGUGGGAAACCCCAUCGCGAAAGUCCACAGGCCCGCGGCUUGACCACAGCGGGGAUCAGCGGGGAUCAACAGGACCGCUAACUCUCCGUCUAGUCCCGCUUCUGACGAAGAACAAAGAAACAAAGCUAUGUGACGAGGGAGGGAAGAUCAUCAUAGCUUUUUUAUUGAGCGGUUUGCAUUCGACUUUCAUGACGGCGUCCCAAGAAGACAGGAUGGGCCUCGCGGCCGAAUCAAGACGGGAAAAAAACAGGUCUCGCGGCCUUAUGAAUCUUCAUUUCUUUUCCAUUUGAGUUCUCUCUCCAGAUCAGAUGUAUGGCUUGCUUUGAUCUUUCGGCGGUGGUCGUUUACCUCUGGUUUCUCUUCUGGUCUGCAAAAAAAGUAUGACUGAUUUUACGUUGUUAUGAAAGGGGGCAUGAUUCCAUCUUUUCCUGCUCUUCUUUACCAUAUCUCUGAUAUGUUCUCUCCAGGCCCUCUUCUGUUCAGUUUAUGAGACUUGGGUUCAUUUCUCUCGCGUCUUUCACGAACUAGCACUGCACGCUUGAGAGCGACAGGAUGUCCGACGUACGACGUACGACGUAAGAACACGGGACUGGUUGGUAUGACAGCUGUUUACUAAAUUUUGACGGGGUGUAUAUAGCAUAGAAUCUGAAUGAAUAUGAUUACUAGCAUGAUUGGCGCAGACUUUGCGAUGCCCGAAAGCGAUGAUGACAGUUACAACAACA